This is a messenger RNA of Pieris macdunnoughi, 1068 nucleotides long. NCBI's taxonomy places the organism in Eukaryota, Metazoa, Arthropoda, Insecta, Lepidoptera, Pieridae. The record is from the annotation of a GenBank genome assembly.
AUGUCUUCAGUUGGGCAAUUGGUACCACAAGUAACAAAAGGGCCGCCUAAUACAACCUACACAUUCAACGGCCCACACAUAGAAGGUUCAUUCUGCACCAACAUAAAUACUAAUUAUGAUCCAGUUGUAAGCAUCAUUUGUGCUAUGUAUAUUGUUUUUGGAAUAGUAUAUUCCCUUUUUGGAUAUCGAUGUUUUAAAGCAAGUAUGUUCUUGACGGGGUUUACAUUUGGUUCUGCCAUUGUGUAUCUUAUAUGUUUACAAGAAUACUUGAUGCCGCCAUAUGGAAAUGUUGGUGUUGCACUAUGUGCUGGACUACUUUUUGGCCUGAUAACAAUGCUUAUUCAGUAUGUUGGGCUGUUUAUGACUGGAUUCCAUACAGGAUUAUUGAUUGCUAUUGCUGGUCUUGCUGUAUAUGAUCAUCUUCUGGACAGCAGACUCAAUACGUAUUGGCUAUGUGUCGUCUCAUUACUUUUGUCCGGAAUAUUUUUCGCCGUUAUCAACUUGUACUGGAAGAAAGUUUUGACAAUCUUCGGUACUAGUGUGUAUGGCGGCGCUGUCAUCGCUACAUCUCUAGAUUAUUUUGUUGAAAGAAUGGUUAUGCUUAAAUGGCUGUGGGAGCGUGCAAAGCUGGAGCCAACUGUGCCACCCCCUUGUACAAUAUCGUGGUUCACUUUAGCUGCUUGGCCGACCGUCGCCAUUGUCGGUUUCACUGCACAAUAUGCUCUCACAGGCACCGGAAUAUAUCACGAACAGAGCAUAAGCGCACAAAAGCGCCAUCUCAAGGCACAGCCGGCUAGACCAGUCACACGCGAACAACGCGCAGAGAUGAAACAGCGCAAAUAUCGUUACCUCUAUCAGGUGCGGACUGCACACGGCGAUGUCAUUUCACAGUCAUACGUACAAGCAUUGCAAAAGAAGGCUCAAUGUGGUAUUUGGACGGGUAGCGGUGGUGGCGAAUGUAGUACGCUGCAAAGUGAUUCUACACACCUUACAGUAUUGGCUGGCUCGGAACAAGCCCCGCCCACUGAUUCUGACGACGAUCUUGAACAGAUUCGAGCGGCGCACUAG